GUAAAAAGAUCUGUGCAAAAAUUCGAGUGCGGUUCAAAUGGCCAAAGCGUAAAAUGAACUUCAUCCGUAUGUCUGCGUUCUUUUUUCUUCUAAGUGACCCCUCCACCAUAAAUUUAGAUGUCAAAACAUUUAAAAUGGAAAUCGCACUGCACCCGAGUACUAUCCUACCUCCAUCUGAUGGAGGUAGGAGUCCAUCUUGCCCGCUCUAAAUUUCUUUCCUUAUUCCUAUCGUGACCGAUCCGGAUCUAUCGCCGUUAAAAAAAAAAAAAAAAAAAAAAAAAAACUAUUGAAAAUAUGCGGAAGUGUUCUCGCUUAGAUCAUACUAUCAUAGAUGUCACUGACAUCGCAUUGUUUUCAUUCAAGCAGAAGGAACAAGGAAGUAAUUGAUCGAAAGCUUCGGCCUCGGGACAGUGCGGGACAGCUCGUUGAAGACAGUAGCCUACUGAAGGAAAAAACAAGAUUUUUGUGUUAGUAUUUAGUAACUUUUAUUAGUGUAAUGGGUAGUUUGUUAUAUUUACCAGUGAUUUGGCUUGCAGCCACUAGUUGGUUACUUCUUAUGACAACUUUUUUUGUACCUGAUUCUGUUGCCAUUCAAAACUUUAAGGACAUGAUCAAGUUUCCAAGCAACCUUGAAGAAUUAAAGUCUUUAACAGGAACAUUGCUUGAAUUUCAAAAGUUUCAUCCUCUCUAUGUUUACAUUCUGUUCUGUAGUGCUUAUUUGUACAAGCAAACAUUUGCAAUACCAGGUUCAGUUUUUUUGAAUCUUUUGGCUGGAGCACUUUAUGGGACUCUGAAGGGAACUUGUCUUGCUAGUCUUUUAACUGCAACUGGUGCUUCAAUGUGCUAUUUCCUUUCUUUAUUAACAGGAAGUGAUUUCAUAUUGAAUACCUGGCCUGAAAAAAUGAGCCACCUGAGGGCCCAGGUUGACAACAAUCAAGAGAGACUUCCAUACUUUUUGCUUUCACUGAGGCUAGUGCCAGUCUCCCCUAAUUGGUUUAUAAAUGUCACAUCUCCCAUUCUUGGAAUCCCUAUUAAAACAUUUGCUGCCACUGCUUUCUUAGGUCUGAUGCCAUACAACUUUAUGUGUGUGAAAGCAGGGAGUGUUCUUUCUGAACUGAUUUCAGUCAAUGAUUUACUGAAUUUCCAGAUGGUUUGUAACUUAAUUAUUGUGGCUGGUGUUGCAUCAUUACCCGGAUUUUUAAACAAGAAACUGCAAAAAAUGUCUUGAUGUGUAAAAUGUAUGUAAAAUAUAACAGCACUGUUGAAUAUAGGAAUGUCUGAUACUCUGUA
Messenger RNA from Daphnia pulex (common water flea), 1290 nucleotides. RefSeq names its product transmembrane protein 41A-A-like. Lineage: Eukaryota; Metazoa; Arthropoda; Branchiopoda; Diplostraca; Daphniidae. The transcript is spliced from 5 exons. The coding region runs from base 497 to 1228 and encodes 243 amino acids. The record is from RefSeq and is a predicted model, not a curated record.